This is a messenger RNA of Exophiala dermatitidis NIH/UT8656, 495 nucleotides long. RefSeq lists its product as uncharacterized. The transcript is spliced from 3 exons. NCBI's taxonomy places the organism in Eukaryota, Fungi, Ascomycota, Eurotiomycetes, Chaetothyriales, Herpotrichiellaceae. The coding region runs from base 1 to 495 and encodes 164 amino acids. The record is from RefSeq and is a predicted model, not a curated record.
AUGGCCGCCCGAACGAAACUCAAUGUCCAGAACUUCCCUCGUCCGCCUUUGUUGCAACAGAUACCGAGACACAUAGUCAUCAAAUGGGGCGACCAGACGCUAGCUGACACGCGGUCAUCAUACUGGGUUCUCGAAACCACUCAUCCUCCUACAUACUACCUCCCCCGAGACGCGAUUAGCGACAGUUUCAAGCUCGUCCGCUCGCCGCCAGACAAGGCCUCGCUAUGUGAAUGGAAAGGCCGCGCCACAUACUGGGACGUCGUCAACACAUCGACAGGCGAAACCGUCCGAAACAAAGUCUGGAGCUACGAGGCGCCCACGCCUGCUUUCGCCGCGAUCAAAGGAUACCUGUCGUUCUAUGCCAAUGGUGUUCCUUGGGAAUGCUUCGUCGAUGACGAGAAGGUGACGCCACAGGAAGGCGACUACUACGGGGGAUGGGUGACGAGUGAGAUUGAGGGUCCGAUGAAAGGCGGGCCCGGAACCUGGGGGUGGUAG